ACCAGCCAGUGUUCCUCUGCAACGUCAUUGAGUGAGGAGGAAGUGCGAGUCGCGGCUGGAAAGUGUCGAAAUUAACCCCGUCUUAGUCAUGUGAGGUGCAAAUCCAAGUCGCUAAAAAAAUGGUCAGAUAAGAACCACGCGCGGUGUCACCCUUUUUUUUAAGUGCUCGCAUCCCCAGAAAAGUGAUUCGAGAUGGAUAUGAUGACCGAGGGCGAGACCGUGUACAACUCGCACGAUGACUCCCACGUCGUCAUGUCGGAGAAGGUGCAAUCUCUGGCGGGCAGCAUUUACCAGGAGUUCGAGCGGAUGAUUUCCCGCUACGACGAGGAUGUGGUCAAGGACCUCAUGCCCCUCGUUGUCAACAUCCUGGAGUGCUUGGACCUCGCCUACACAGAAAACCAGGAGCAUGAGGUGGAGGUGGAGCUGCUACGAGAGGACAAUGAGCAGCUUGUCACCCAGUAUGAGCGGGAGAAACAGCUCAGGAAGACCUCGGAGCAGAAACUGCUGGAGAUCGAGGAUGGCAUGGAGGAGGAGCGGAAGCAGUACCAGGCCAAGGUGGAGAGUCUCGAGUCCAUCGUCAGGAUGUUCGAGCUCAAGAACCGAAACGCCACCGACCACGCAAACCGCAUGGAAGACAAGGCAGAUGAGCUCAAGAAAGAGUAUGCUAAGCUUCAUGAGCGCUACACAGAGCUCUUCAAGACGCACAUGGACUACAUGGAGCGCACCAAGAUCCUCAUGGGCACUGACAGAUUGGACCAGCUGGGCUCCUCUAGAGGAAGAAUUCCUGGCUUCACGCUAGCCAAUCUCAACAGUCUACCGCAUUACAGAUCAUCUGGACCCGUUUCCUUUGGCUUCAGCUCGCUGGAUCCAAACAAGUCGGUGUCUUCCCCCGUGGACAUGACUGGCUCAGCCAACGGCACCCUGCAAGUCUCAUCCCUCAAGAAUGAACUGCAGGAAGCACAAGUCGGCCCGGACACUCCAGUUGUACACACAGACAAAGGUCAGACGACGGACUCCAUUGACCAGACUGAACGGGGAACAGCCACAAAGGGAGGCUGGGUGGAUGGGUUCACACCCGAGUCGGAGAUGAUGUCUUCGCCAGAGAUGGAGGACCUGGAGGACAUCUCUAUGGACACCAGCAUCGGGCCAGAAGGCAAGCCACCAGGGAAGCUGAAACCCACCACCACAAAGCACAAAGAGGAGCGAACAGGCAACACCUUAUAUCAGGAAUUGCAGUUCCAGGAGCCAGAUGCCUUGGCAGAGAUGGAUGAAGGAGCUGACAUUACAGGUGGCUGGGUGCAUCCUGGAGAAUAUGCGUCAUCGGACAGUGGGAGUGAGGAAGGUGGGAACUCGCCCACGUACUCGGUCACUGACAACUUCUUUGGGAUGGGCAAGGAAGUGGAGAACCUCAUCAUGGAAAACAACGAACUCUUGGCAACUAAGAAUGCUCUAAACAUUGUGAAAGAUGACCUUAUUGCCAAAGUAGAUGAACUAACAAGUGAGCAAGAAAUCCUGCGAGAGGAGAUCAAGUCUCUCAAUGCUGUCAAGUCCAGACUGAAGCUCAGGAUCACUGAGUUGGAGGAUGAAGUGAAGAAAGUCAAAGAAGAAUUUGAGAAGAACGCAAAGGCCAACAAGUCAGAUGACGAGGAGGACGUACCUAUGGCACAGCGCAAGAGGUUCACUCGAGUUGAAAUGGCGAGAGUGUUGAUGGAGCGGAAUCAAUACAAGGAGCGAUUCAUGGAGUUGCAGGAAGCUGUGCGCUGGACAGAGAUGAUUAGGGCCACUCGCAAUGACCCCAAUGUGGAUAAGAAGAGCAAACAGACAAUUUGGAAGUUCUUCAGCAACUUGUUUAGUACAUCAGAGAAGCCUCAGAGAAAGCCUCUUCCUUAUGGUAAUGUUCGCUACAGCCCACCAACACACCAGGUCACACCAGCCCUCGAGACAAUGCGGCAGAAGAAACUGUCCGACCAUAGACGCAAAGGCCUUGAAAUAUUUGAUGCAGAAUUAGACAGCCCAGAUGACGUGAGUCGGGAGCCGUCUCCCCUCACAUUCCUCUACCCCUCCUCCAGCUCCUCAGAGAAGUAUCAACAGCGCCGUGCCACAGAGAGGCGGGAGCAGUACAGGCAGGUCCGUGCACAUGUAAAGAAGGAUGAUGGACGGAUGCAGGCAUAUGGCUGGAGUUUGCCUGCUAAGACAGGACAAAAGGCCAUAGAGGGGCCUCAGACCCAGCCCAAGAGCUCCGCCUCUACACACGUGCCUGUCCCAGUACCUGUAUAUUGCCGCCCACUGAUGGAGAAGGAACCAGGAAUGAAGAUUUGGUGUGCAGCAGGAGUGAAUCUGACUGGGGGAAGAACCAAAGAUGGUGGCAACAUAGUGGGUGCCAGCGUAUUCUACUCUGGGGACACAGAGACAACAGAGGUGAAGCCAGGAGAUGAAGUGGACAAGUUAGACAUGGAACUCAAGGAGCAUGAAAAGGACAGAAGAGAUGGGGAACUCCUGGAGCAAACACUUUCAUCUCUUGUUUGGAUAUGCACAUCAACACACUCUAUUAGCAAAGUCACAGUAAUUGAUGCAAAUAACCCAGCUGACAUUCUAGAGUCCUUCCAUGUCUGCUCCUCACACCUCUUGUGCAUAGCAAGUGUUCCAGGUGCGAAAGAGUCGGAUUACUCAGUGGAUGAGGACCUGAACAAGCUGGUGGAGGAGUCACAGCAAAAUGGCAGCGGAGCCUCAGAGGACACAGCAGCCAGUGAGGGCAAGAGCAAGGAGGAGAGUAGUGGUCCCUCCAUGGGCACACUCUCUUUCAUCAGUUGUGCUGCAGGCAGUGACACUGGGGCACCAGAUUCUCCAUCAGAGAAAGAGCCAGAAGAAAUAAAACCUGUUCUCCGCAAAGAAACGAUCACCUGUACAGAUCCAGAGCAAGAUGCAGACCGGGCGGAGGUGAUGGAGAAUUCUGGGGAAGAGGAAGUUCCCCCACGCAGGCUGCUCAAGGAACCAGAGGGUGUAGUCAAGGAUGGGGUUGAGGAGGCACAGCCUACCCCUGAUACAAGUGUAGUGACUGAGGAGGUGGAGAAGAUGUCGUCUGUGUUGGCGACAAUGUGGCUAGGGUCACAGAGUGGCUCCAUUUACGUUCACUCUGCUGUCCGCCAGUGGAAGCGCUGCCUUCACUCAAUCAAGCUCAAGGAUUCUGUGCUUGCUAUUGUCCACAUCAAGGGCCGUGUCCUAGCUGCACUAGCUGAUGGGACAGUGGCCAUCUUCCACCGGCAAGGGGAUGGCCAGUGGGAUCUCACCAACUACCACCUACUGGACCUGGGCAAGCCCCACCACUCAAUCCGCUGCAUGCAUGUUGUGCACAACAAGGUUUGGUGUGGCUACCGGAACAAAAUCCAUGUCGUAGAUCCCAGGAUUAUGAAUGUAGAGAAAUCCUUUGAUGCCCACCCACGUAAAGAAUCACAAGUACGACAGAUGGCUUGGAUUGGUGAUGGUGUGUGGGUAAGCAUCAGGCUGGACUCCACACUGCGGCUCUACCAUGCACACACACACCAGCAUUUGCAAGAUGUUGACAUUGAGCCAUACGUCUCUAAGAUGCUCGGUGUCUUCCCUGGAGUCACCGUUCCAGGGACGGGGAAGUUGGGCUUCUCCUUUGUAAGAAUAACAGCUCUCCUCAUCUCGUCAAACCGCCUCUGGAUUGGAACCGGCAAUGGAGUUAUCAUCUCCGUCCCACUGUCUGAGAGCAUUGUCCAGCGGCUCCGUGCCAAUCCAAGGCCGGUUGCCAGCGGUAGCGGAGGCGAGGGAGGCACCCCAGGGAGUGGAGGAGGAGUGCGGGUGCCUACGUCUGCGGGAGCGUCAGGUGCUCCAGGAUGCCCGGGGCUGUCAUCCGUGUGUAUAGCGAUGUCAAGGACCAGGUGACGCCCGGUUCCUUCAUCCCUUACUGCUCCAUGGCCCAAGCUCAACUCUCCUUCCACGGGCACAGGGACGCUGUCAAGUUCUUCGUUGCAGUGCCAGGCUCAGGCGGGUAUAAUGCCCUUACAGCCACACCGCCUGUUUCUGCGGUCCCGGCCAUCACUGACAAGGAGCAGCCGGAGGAGGACGUCGAGAAGAAGCCAAAGAGUAUGUUAGUCAUAUCGGGUGGAGAGGGAUACAUUGACUUCAGAAUCGCCGACGAACGGGAGGAAGACCGUGAUACCGCCAGUCACCUCCUGGUGUGGCAUAUACCUGUGGAAGACAACCUGUCCCACCUCCAUGCCCAACCCUAUACCUCCUCCUCCUCCUCCUCCUCUGCCACCGCCAACAACCCCUCCCCAGCAACGACCAACGGCCACGCGUAGCAGCCCCACCAUCAUCUCCACCAACACCACCAUCACCUCCUCCACAUGGACAGCCUCAGCCCCGGGUGAAGGAGAGGAGGAUGGAGCCCCAGACACGUCAGCCGAGUCGCUAAGCCGUGGUGACAGAUCCCACCUUAUCGUUUGGUCUGUUGCUCGCCCACCAGUGUGAGGGGCACAUAUCACCUCAGCUGGGCCUCAAGCAUCGGCCGGCAACCAAUUGUGGAAUUCUCCUAAGUCCAGGGUAAAAAAUUCUAGAGUGUUGCUCAGAGGUAAUGAGUAAAGGCAUCCAGUGAGAGUAACUAUAGAGAAAUGUGAUAUAAGCAGUGAGCUAGAAUUUGAAGCCCUGGGAAGGUCUCAUGUGGAGGUUAUCAUUGCAUCACUUGUCUGCCUCAGGAGACGGAAAGACCCAGUCCCAUGAAUGAAAGAAAAGCAAGUUCACUAUUAUUGUUGUUGUUAUAACUUUUUCCUCUUUAGUAAACUUUUGUUUGUUUUUUAAGUCACGUUAUUGGCUUGAAGAAAAUUAGUGUUUUGAAGGGUUGAAGAAAGAGAGCUGGGACUGGUGUAUUUUCACUUCUCAGAGGGUCAUUUUCAAGUAAAAUAAUUAAUCACAGCACAAGAACAGAUUCAGAAUGGAGCUGUAAGUGUCAGAGGUGUUUUUCCGAAAUUGAUGCCUAAACACUUUUAUUUAUUCUUUUUUAUUUUUGAGGGGAGGGGGGAGGCUUACUUUGAAAGUUUAGCAGGCAAGGAUUUGUCAUUUCUUGAA
Molecule: messenger RNA, 5088 nt
Organism: Penaeus monodon (black tiger shrimp)
Lineage: Eukaryota; Metazoa; Arthropoda; Malacostraca; Decapoda; Penaeidae
Gene: syd
Product: C-Jun-amino-terminal kinase-interacting protein 4-like
Biological process (GO): vesicle-mediated transport
Cellular component (GO): cytoplasm
Molecular function (GO): JUN kinase binding; signaling receptor complex adaptor activity; kinesin binding
Source: RefSeq, a predicted model, not a curated record